This is a messenger RNA of Ooceraea biroi (clonal raider ant), 4288 nucleotides long. RefSeq names its product Nidogen (gene Ndg). Gene Ontology annotation, biological process: cell-matrix adhesion; canonical Wnt signaling pathway. Lineage: Eukaryota; Metazoa; Arthropoda; Insecta; Hymenoptera; Formicidae. The record is from RefSeq and is a predicted model, not a curated record. Gene Ontology annotation, molecular function: Wnt receptor activity; Wnt-protein binding; calcium ion binding. Gene Ontology annotation, cellular component: plasma membrane.
GGCCAAGUCGAACAGCAGUAACGUUAAGGCAGUCCGAGAGAAUGGCUCGCGACGCAGCACGCUGGAGCGUCCUGCUGGGCCGGCUGGCCCUAAUCGCGCUGGCCGUAAUCGCGCCCUACACCGCGGCCCUGUCCCGGAACGAUCUGUAUCACUACACGGGACAGGGUGCAUCCACCCUCGAGAGCGGCCCCAACGGGAUGCUGAUGUCCGCCGAGACGGCCCUGAAAACACCCAUCGCCUUCUACGACAGGAUCUACAACUCGAUAUUCGUAAAUGGGAACGGGGUUCUCUCGUUCGCCAGGGCCAUGCAAAGGUUCUUCAACAUCGCGUUCCCUCUCGAUGAUCCAGUCAUCUCGCCCCUCUACACGCACGUCGACACGAGGGGCUCGGGGACGGUUUAUUGGAGCGAAACCGAUUCUCCCGAGAUUCUUGCCAGAGCCGGAGGGCUGGUGCGAAGCGCCUUCAAGAACGCCAUCGACUUUGUACCCACACACGUCUUUCUGGCCACUUGGGUGGAUGUCGGUUAUUACAACGAGCGGAACGAUAAGGUGAACACUUAUCAAGUCGCUGUAUCAUCCAACGGCACGCAUUCCUUUGUCGAGCUGUUGUACCCGGAAAAUGGUAUACAGUGGAUACAAGGUGAAUCGCAUCCCAGCGGGCUCCCAGAUGCCAAGGCGCAGGCGGGAUUCAUGAGCGAGGGCAGAAUGUAUACCCUGAGGGGCUCGGGCACCGACCAAAUUCAGAAUGUCGACAAGUGGUCGAACAUAAAUAGGCCUGGCCACUGGCUAUUCCAAGUCGGCCCGAUCGACGAAGGAGAGAACGUGAAAUUUCCAGAUAAUAUAGAAGACACCAUGACUAUGCAUCAAGCGGCCAGCUGUAGGACCGGCGCCACCACUUGUCACAGCAAGGCGACCUGCGUCGACUACGAGAUUGGGUUCUGCUGCAGUUGCAAGCAGGGCUAUUUCGGCAAUGGGAAAUCCUGCCAGCCAAACGACGUGCCUCUUCGUGUGAUCGGACGGAUAAGCGGCACGCUCAACGGCAUUGAAUUCCCCUCGAGAGAUCUUCAGUGCUACGUGCAAACCAAAGAUGGACGAACAUACACCGCGUUAUCGAGGGUACCCGAAGAAAUUGGCGCCAGUUUCCAACUUCUUGGCAACUUGGGCGGAGUAAUCGGCUGGCUGUUCGCGAAACCUGUUAGCGACACCGAGAACGGAUACGAGCUUACAGGCGGCUUAUUCAAUCACACGGCCGAGCUGGUCUUCCCAGCGACCGGCGACAAAGUGACGAUACACAGCAAGUAUCUCGGAUUGGAUGUCUUCGGUCAGCUCAAGAUGGAAGCGGACAUCAAAGGUUCGGUGCCGUACCUGGAGCGGGACACCCGAGUAGACUAUGGCGACUAUGACGAGCUGUAUACCCGCGCCAAACCAGGAUUAAUUCGCGCACAUAGCGAACGCACUUGCAAACUCCUGCGGGGCGGCGGAGACGAACGAGAACUUACCUUCACGCAGGAUCAGGUAAUUAGUUACCAUGAGUGUCCGUACGGAAUCUUCGAUCCUGAGGACGACACGACCAGGCUUAAAUUCUCCCGAGGCAUCACGACGUACGAGGCCACCGAGAACAUCAUCCGAUUUGCCAUCAAUACCAAGAUAACGCCUCUCGAGGAGGAGGACCCGUGCAUCCAAGGACGACAGACCUGCGGCCAUCAUAGCUCUUGCGUGGUCGACGGGGACAGUUUCAAAUGUGUGUGCAACGCGGGGUAUCAAUAUCUGUACGAAGAGGAUGGCAGUGCGAUCUGCGUGGACGUGAACGAAUGCACGGCCGGUAAUCAUAUGUGUUCUCCAGACGCGCAGUGCAUUAAUCAGGAGGGCAGUCACAUGUGUCAAUGCCGAGCUGGCUUUACAGGAGACGGUCGAAUUUGCGAAAGAUUAUCGACUUGCGAAAACAUCCGCUGCGGGGAUUACGAGCAAUGCACGAUGAUCGGAGGCGCGCCUACGUGCAUCUGCAUGCCUGGUUUCGAGGACACAGAACAGGGUUGCUACCCCGCUCAGCAUGUGUCCUGCAAUGAGGAGGAGAACUGCUCGCCGUACGGACUCUGCAGUUACGAUGGAAAUAGAAAGAAGCACGUGUGCAUCUGCAUGCCCGGUUAUGUCGGCGAUGGGUAUACGUGUUACUCCGAGUCCGAUGUCGCCACGACAGACGAACCGCCACGACCGCAGUGCCUGAUUGGGGUGUGUUGGUGCCCGAGCGGCUGGGACUACCGCAACCAUACCUGCGUCAGGCAAGAGGGAGAAUACACGACGGUUGACUACAAUCGGGACUUAUCAUGCAACGUGGUGAACAGGUGUCAUCCCUACGCCCAGUGCAUCUACAUGGCGGCUACCGGCGACUACGAGUGCCGCUGCAAUCCGGGAUACGAGGGCGACGGUAUGGAAUGCAUCAAGACAGAGAUAUCCUGCUUGGAGGUGGACAUCUGCGACCCGAACGCGUCCUGCCAGCACGAGGAACCGCUGGCAAAGUGCGUGUGCAAUCCAGGAUACGAGGGCGACGGAACAACGUGCAGUCCUAUCGACGAGUGCAACGACAAUUCUGACUGCGAGGAGAACGAACGGUGCACCUACCAUCCCAUGAGCUCACGCUACGAAUGCACGUGCAAUCCUGGAUACAGCAUGGUGGACGAUCGAUGCGUGCUGUCCGAUUGCGCGACGAAUCCGUCUCAGUGCCACGUGAACGCGCAAUGCGUGCCGUUCGGCGACAGUGGCUACAAAUGCACGUGUAUAAACGGCUAUCACGGCGACGGUAUGCGGCAGUGCGUGGAAGACCACAUUGGCUGUAACGUUUUGAAUAACUGUGGUCGAAACGCAGUCUGCGGAUACAAUCAGACGUCGGCGAAUUUCGCGUGCAUCUGCCAACCGGGCUACUACGGCGAUGGGUUCACAUGUCUACCGCACACCUCGUGCAGACACGACCCGAAUCUAUGUUCCGUAGAUGCAACCUGCGUUUCGGCCGGCGAAAAUCAGUUCACCUGCGUCUGCAACGAGGGUUACACCGGCGACGGUAUACACUGUAAACCACGACCGAGGCAUGACUCCAACUUUUUGCUGGUGAACCAAGGGAUGGCCACGCUGCGGAUACCGUUUGUACCCACGCCUAUGAGCCCGGGCCACCCGAUCUACAUCGCUUACUCGCAGAUGGCGAUCGCCUUGGACAUCGAUUGUCUCGGAGGCAAAGCUUACACCAGCGAUAUUACCGGCAACAGGAUAGUCGAGUUAUCUUAUAACGGAUCGAUGGCGCAGACGUUCAUUCCGAAAGUUAGCAGUCCCGAGGGAUUGUCGAUCGAUUGGGUCUCGAGGAACAUCUUCUGGACCGAUUCCGGCAAGACGACCGUCGAGGUCGCCAGUCUCGUGACAAAGAAACGCAAAGUCCUCGUUUCCGAUGGACUGGUCAAUCCGAGGGGAAUAGCUGUUCAUCCAUACCGGGGGAAAAUAUUCUGGUCCGAUUGGAACCGCUCCUCUCCCAAACUCGAGUGGGCCAAUGAAGACGGUACGGACCGAGCAAUCUUCCUUCAGGGUGAUUACGUUAAGCUGCCGAACUCAUUAAGUAUCGAUUGGUCGACGGAUGAGCUCUGCUGGGCUGACGCCGGCACAUCCACGAUAAGCUGUAUCGAGAUUGACAGUAGGGAAGUCAACGUCGUCGCUAACGAGCUUACUUAUCCGUUCGGCUUGGCAAUUUCGCAGAAUUAUUACUACUGGACCGAUUGGAAAACACACAAGAUCGAAGUUGGCAUGAAAACCAACGGCGAGAGGCGACAGCCCCUAUCGGUCCCGCCAGGUGGAAGCGGAAAAUUGUACGGCAUCGUGGUCGUUCCCGAAUCAUGCCCGAGAGUAACCAAUGUGUGCCAGUACGACAACGGAAGGUGCAACAAGGAUCAGCUCUGUCUACCGGACGGCCAGGGCGGCAGGACGUGCGCGUGCGCGGACGACGCGACAGGACCUUGCACCGACUAUCGUUAUCCAUCUUAGAUUCGUCCACGAUCUCGCCACUGGGAGGAAAAACGGAGUCCUGCACUACGUCCGACUAACAAUACGGUAGCAGAUAAGAAAGUCUCAUACUGGAGCUCACGUCGAGCUAAAGUCGCAAGUAACUAAGCACUAGACCAAGUGUUUAAUUAGAGCUAUCAUCGACAUUGUCAAGUAACAUCUACUUUUGUAUCUAACAGCCGCGACGCGCGCGAUCCAAGUUGUACUGCGACCCGGCUUUAUUUAAUAAAAAUAAACGAAACGACAGAUGA